AUGAAUAGCUUGUACGAGGAUGACGAAGAUGGCGACCUCUUCGCGUUAUUCGUACUCGAGGAGGUCCCCAUCAGCGUGAGCACCAGCCAUCUACUGAGCCGUAUGCAUCGCUCACAGGCUUGGAUGCAGAUGAUCAAUGAAGUCCUACAGCGAAACUAUGAGCACGCCGACGACUGGUACUUCUGCCUCGCCGACGACUACGACAAUAUACCGGAUCUAGGCGGCGACUGGGUGGCUGGUACCUACCAGCCCAUCGAUGAAGACUGGUACUCCCCAGGCGUAGGCGCUACGAUCGAGGAGGUCAAGGAGUAUAUUCAGAGCGUACCGAAGCCACCGAAGCCGCUGUCUAAGGUCCACUUCGCAAUCUUGGAUCGUGAUCGUUAUGAGAGGCAUGAUCAGAUCCUGAUUUGCAAGGUACCUGCGGCCACCUCGCCGUCCGCUGCAGCAGAACCGCCGAUGUCAUGGCUGAUAGCAGCUGCGAUCACGAUGUACUCCAUGGAAAAGGCCUUGCCUGGAGACAAAAAGUUCCUUGGUCCCCAAUUCCCCAGAAACAUCCUCGUCCUAGCCGAUGAGAGGGUGAUCAGAGCAGAUGAUGCUGAUGAGAUUGUUGAAAGACUUCGAGAAAUGGUUAAGCAGCAUUCGAAACCAGGGGAGAUGUGGCACUCAGAGACUGAUGAGAUUGGGGUAUUGAUUGAUCUUACGGGUCGAGAUGCUCUAGGGCCGAUGGCCUGGGAGCUACUUUGUGCUGAUGCUGUCAAGUUUCAGUUGCCGAGUAUGCUGAACGUUCGGAGUGAGGAACUUGAGCUUCACAGCUUGAGGUCGGGCUUGGUGCAGUUGGUUGGCGAUGGCACAUUGAAUGCAGAUGAGCUCGUCGUGGGAAGCUCAUACGCGGGGUUGCAAUCGUCGACGUGA
Messenger RNA from Fulvia fulva, 912 nucleotides. RefSeq lists its product as uncharacterized. Lineage: Eukaryota; Fungi; Ascomycota; Dothideomycetes; Mycosphaerellales; Mycosphaerellaceae. The coding region runs from base 1 to 912 and encodes 303 amino acids. The record is from RefSeq and is a predicted model, not a curated record. The transcript is spliced from 3 exons.